UGCGAUGCUGACCUUGUUCUGGUCAUUUUGGAUGGGAAAGUAGCAGCUGAACAGCCUGGCCACUUAACUAUGUCCAUGGUAGAUGUCCUGUCUGCCAGUGAAUCAAAUGAGACACAGCCUUACCUUCUGGUUCUGAACAAAAUGGACCUACUCGGAGAAGAAGACCAAGCAGAUCUCCUGAAGACCUGCAACAGUCUUGGUCUAGGCCCUGCCUGCUUGUUGUCCUGCAGAACUGGAGAUGGGAUUGUGGCCUUCCUGAAUGCAUUGCAAGAACAGCUGGCACGCAUGUGCGGAGAUCCCCGAACUGGUUCCCCCAGUCCAACGCAGGCACGUCACCAGCUCAGCUUGCAGAAGUGCUUGGAGGCCCUUGGAUGCUUUGCUGAGUACCAGCUUAUGGAUCUGGUGUUGGCUGCGGAGCAGCUGCGACUGGCACGGCGACAACUAGGGCGGCUGACAGGCCAAGUGGGCACCGAAGAGCUCUUGGCAAUCAUCUUCAAGGACUUUUGUAUUGGCAAGUGAAGGAGACCCACCAGCUACGAACUCGUCAGCACAUGGCGCCAUCCAGAGGCUGCAGGUGGUUCUGCACUCAUAACACUUGUGGAAGAUGGAAACUUUAUUUAAGGCAGUAUUUUUCGAAAUUGGCAAAUUUAAGAUGUGGGGACCAACUCCCAGAAUUCCAAAGCCAAGUUUGAAAAAAACACUGAUUUAGGUUUAGAAGCUGCACUGGUGGUGAUAAAGAGAGGAUUUUGGCAGAAGGAUAGAAGACAUGUUGAAGUGGUCCCUCCGAAUGUAAUAAUCAGCCUCUCCCACUAAACUUAAGUGGCUCCUGCCAACUUUACAGUCUAAUAUCUUCUGGGUUAAAGUUCGCAGCAAUUAUCUGAAGCCGAAGGAAGAACUGAAUUGUAUUCAGGAAAAAUAGUCACAAAAGGAGAUCAGGCAAAUUCAUGGAAAAAGUUGAGUUUAUUAGUAGGUUUUCUUUCAGUAGCAAAAAAAAAACAACCUCGCUCGGCAGCAUUGUAUUGAUGAAUAUUAAAUGCUGGGGAUG
Molecule: messenger RNA, 1045 nt
Organism: Thamnophis sirtalis
Lineage: Eukaryota; Metazoa; Chordata; Lepidosauria; Squamata; Natricidae
Source: RefSeq, a predicted model, not a curated record